AUGAAGCCGAGCAGGCCUUAUCGUAACAGUGAAUUAUCGUUUGAAGUUCGUUUAGGCGACGCUAUGGAUGUUGUAUGCCCCUAUUACAAUGAAAAACAAUCUUAUAUGACCAAUGAUAUAGAAUAUUAUGAUAUUUAUCAAGUAACUGAAAAUGAAUAUGAAACGUGUCGCAUCUAUUCAUUUGGUGAAAAUCCUUUAACUCGUCCUGUUAUAAGUUGUAAUAGUCCACAUGAAAUAAUGAAAUAUACUCUAAAUUUUCGUGAAUAUUUACCCAUACCGAAUGGUUUUGAAUUUAAAGCUGGUCAUACUUAUUAUUUUAUAUCCACAUCUGAUUCAACAGGAUUUGGUCGUCAAGAGAUGGAAUUUAAUAGUUGUGAAAAAUAUUCAACACGAAUAAAAAUUCAUGUUGGUAAACGUCAUCAACAACAUCAUUCGUCCACGACUACUACGACAGACUCAUAUCCAUUACGUCCUGUUACAAAUGAUCUAUCUAAAUAUCGAAAUCCAAUAUGGACAGCUUUAAGAGCAGAAAGACAUAGUGAUUCAUAUUCAAUAGCGUGGAUAACAAAGUGGCCGAAAGUGAAUGGUGAUUCGAACUUAGAUCCCGGUGUAACUAAGUCUUCAUUUUACGCUUCGCCUUCGUCAACCGUCUUAAAACGUUCAACAUCAUCGAAUUCUGUUACAUUCCCCGGUAUACCACCAGCGGAACUGGAAUUACCGCAUGGUCUAUCAAACCGCGCGAUACACUGGUCGGUUGUAUGGGCGGUAUCAACCGGUAUUUUAUUAGUGUGA
This is a messenger RNA of Didymodactylos carnosus, 792 nucleotides long. The record is from the annotation of a GenBank genome assembly. Lineage: Eukaryota; Metazoa; Rotifera; Eurotatoria; Philodinida; Philodinidae.